AUGUUAGUGGCGAAGAAGGAAGAGUCAAUAGACAAAAUCAGUGACUUACCUUUAAGCAUUAUGUUCCACAUAAUGGAAUCCAUGGACGCAAGGUAUGCAGUGCAGACUUGUGUCUUGUCAAAACAAUGGAAAGAACUUUGGAAGCGUAUGGCUAGUUUUUCUAUUAAGUCCAACUUUAGAAGAGUCAUUGAUUUUAACAACUUUGUGUCUCAAUUUCUUUCUAGUCGAGAUGGUUCAAUUUCUUUCUCCAGAGUUGAUAUUGUUCUACACCGUUCCUCUCAGGUCAAGAAGCUGAACAGGAUCAUCACAUAUGCUGCAUUGCAUCAUGUUCAGCAGAUGGCACUGCAUUUUUGUUUCUACAUGUUAGAUUCUAAAUUUCCUUCCUUCAACCUCCCAUGUUCAUCUUUGGUUUAUCUUCAUCUUACCCAUAAGCACUUUUGUCAUCCUGUGUUGAAAUUUCCAAACUCUCUCCUUUUGCCAGCUUUAAAAGUGUUGCACCUUGAAAAUCUUUGUUUCAGUGCAAGUUAUGGUGAUUAUGCUGAACCCUUUUCAUGUUAUAACUUGCUGCAUACUUUGAUCCUGAAAGAUUGUUCUUUAUUUGAUACCGAAGAACUGUUGAUAUCUAAUUCUAAUCUUUCCACUCUGAGUCUUCACCAUAUGAACAGAAAACCUUACAAAUUUUUUCUUUCCACUCCAAUUCUUAGUUUUCUAACUAUGACUGGUCAAAGCUAUUUCUGCAAUCUUUCAGCAGAAAAUAUUAAAGUUGGAUCUUGGUUGAAGCAGUUUUCUAAUGUAAAAGAACUAACUCUCCCUGAUGCUGCAGUUACAUUUAUUUUAGAGGUUCUGUCAAAGCAUAAUUUAGUGGAAACUCAAAUUGCUUUUUUUCCAAAGUUAGAGUCAUUAAAAGUGAUAAAGGAUAGUGUAACGUCUGAUGAAGCUGUAAACACGAUG
Molecule: messenger RNA, 951 nt
Organism: Vigna umbellata (rice bean)
Lineage: Eukaryota; Viridiplantae; Streptophyta; Magnoliopsida; Fabales; Fabaceae
Source: RefSeq, a predicted model, not a curated record